UAAAGCUCCAAGCAAUAAUUGAAAUUAACUUAGCUCUAACAACAAAAUACAAAACGUGAAUCAACAAAAGUGAAAUUAUUUGUUUUGUUUAGAAACUACUAGACAACAAGUUUUAUUAACAUAUAAAUUAUUAUUCAAAAAGUUGUUCAUCUAAAAAAUAAAACAAGAUGAGUUGUGGCAUGGGAAUGGUGAAAUAUAUUCUAUUUUUAUUUAAUCUUUUAUGUUCGAUAUGUGGCAUAUUAUUGAUUGUAUUUGGAGCUUUGUUGUUCAGCAACAUACAUUCAGUAGAAGAUUUUGCAGACGCACUUAAAUCCCAGCAAGUGCCUAUAACAAUGAUUGUUCUAGGUGUGGUUAUAUUAAUGAUUUCAUUCUUUGGAUGUUGCGGUGCUAUCAGAGAAAGUUAUUGUAUGUCAAUGACUUACUCCAUCAUGUUGUUUGUACUUAUGAUUGGCCAAUUGGUUUUGGUAACAUACAUGUGGCUGCAAAAGGAUAAAUACUUAAUCAUUAUGGGCGACGUUGUCGAGAAGGCCUGGCAGAAGAGAACUACAUCUGCGGAUUAUAUGGAUGCCAUCCAAAUUAGUAUGGAAUGUUGUGGCCGCACUAGUUACAUGGAUUAUAGUUUCAAGGGUUAUUUCCCCACUUCAUGCUGUAAGAAUCCACAAGACUGUCGUUAUGAAACUGUGUUUAAGACAGGCUGCAAAGAAGCUUUUGUUGGAUUCUGGGAUAAAAAUGCCGAUAUUAUUAAAUACGCUGGUUUAGUUAUUGCUGCUAUUGAGUUUGCUGGCUUUAUUUUCGCCUGCUGUUUGGCGAAUAAUAUUCGGAAUUAUAAACGUCGUUCGGCCUAUUAAUUUCUAUGUAAUUACUUUUUGGACGAACGAACAAAUUAAUAGUAAUAAUGAUAAAUGAUAAAUAUUAAAUAAUAACUUUGUA
Molecule: messenger RNA, 930 nt
Organism: Calliphora vicina (urban bluebottle blowfly)
Lineage: Eukaryota; Metazoa; Arthropoda; Insecta; Diptera; Calliphoridae
Gene: Tsp42Ea
Product: Tetraspanin 42Ea
Exons: 6
Coding region: 168-848 (226 amino acids)
Cellular component (GO): plasma membrane
Source: RefSeq, a predicted model, not a curated record